AUGUCCGGCGAAGGCCCCGAAUCAAUCCCCACCUCAGCGGACCCCCGCUCCCGCCGCCCAACAAAGAAACGCGCCCUCACCCCCGUCUCCGAACACGCAAAACACCUCGAGACCCUCUUCUCCAAACCAGACCAAGAGAUCCGUCUCCCUUCCGAUCCCGGCGCCGUCGCCAAACGCGCCGUCGCCGCCCCGCCCGAGAUCGUCACAAACGUCCAAGGUUCCUCCGCCGGCGCCGGCUCCGGCGAGUUCCACGUCUACAAGGCCAGCCGGCGCCGCGAGUACGACCGCCUGCGCGCCAUGGACGACGAGGUCAGACAGGAGAAGGAAAACGACGAGUUUGAGCGGCAAAAGGCCGAGCGGGCUGCCAAGGACGAGGAGCGCACGAGGAAGAAUCGGGAAAAGAGGGAUAAGAAGAAGCAAAAGGGUAAAAAGGGACCCGGUGGUGGUGGUGGUGGUGCUGCUGCUGCUGCUGGCGUGGCAAAGGGAGGAGCUGCAGCCGCUUCUUCGUCAAGUGGUGGUGUCGCCGCAAGGGCUGCGGCGGAAACAUCUACAAACAAGGAGGAUGAAGAUGCCAAGGAUGAUAAGGACGGCAAGAGCAAGGGCUCAGAGACGGCAACGACCUCGUCAGGAGCUGCUCAGCCCCCGGGUAUCGUGAUCCACGACGAGGACUGA
This is a messenger RNA of Colletotrichum costaricense, 672 nucleotides long. RefSeq lists its product as uncharacterized. Gene Ontology annotation, cellular component: nucleolus. Bases 1 to 672 code for a protein of 223 amino acids. The transcript has a single exon. Gene Ontology annotation, molecular function: protein kinase inhibitor activity; protein kinase binding; double-stranded RNA binding. Gene Ontology annotation, biological process: negative regulation of protein kinase activity. The record is from RefSeq and is a predicted model, not a curated record. Lineage: Eukaryota; Fungi; Ascomycota; Sordariomycetes; Glomerellales; Glomerellaceae.